Messenger RNA from Scylla paramamosain (green mud crab), 2812 nucleotides. Its product is annotated as sacsin-like. The transcript is spliced from 10 exons. Lineage: Eukaryota; Metazoa; Arthropoda; Malacostraca; Decapoda; Portunidae. Bases 634 to 2598 code for a protein of 654 amino acids. Gene Ontology annotation, molecular function: Hsp70 protein binding. The record is from RefSeq and is a predicted model, not a curated record.
AUUGGCUAUUGAAAUGUAUUAGUUGAAAACGGGAGAGUGGUGAAAUUAAUGAUUGGGUUAUCGUAAUAAAGUAGAAACGAGUGUGAAAAAAAAAUGUAUUGGGUAUUGAAAUACGCCAUUAACGUAGACACGGGAUUAGGUAUUAAAAUAUGUUUUCGAAUAGAAACAAGGUGUGGAGAAUGUAAUGAUUAGUAUUAAAUAUAUAUCCGUUUCCAUGGCGAUGAAGCGCGACAAUUUCAAGGUCACUCCGAUGUAAACAAAAAGUUGCGUCAUCGUCAUCACGCCUAGGCUUUCUUGAGAUAUCCCAGCCUGCCCCGCGGACUGGGCGUGGUAAUAUUAUCUCAGCUUUAGAGUGCUGGAAGUAAUAGGAGAGUUGACCGUGGUGGGAGUGUAAUGGAUCUUACCAAUAGCAUCUUAUGCUAUUUUGUUGUCCUUCUCAGCCCCUAUAAUGUUGGGAGGCCUGGUGGGGCAGCAGGGCUUACUGGUGGGGAACGCAAGAAGUGAAAUUUUGCCUUCGAGAAAAAUCUACGGAGAAAGCAAAUCGUCAAAUUAGCGAACCCACACACAGCAGGGUUCACCAUUCUUUACUACAAGAUUAUUGGGUGUUCCGUGGAUGGUGCACCCCUGGCCACCAUGAGUUGCCCAGGAGACCCAUUUACCUACUACAAGAUUGAGGUGCCCACAGUGGUUGGUCAGCUGCGAAACAUUCUCACACAGUACCCUGACAAUGGGCAGAUCAUCAAGGAGUUGGUGCAGAAUGCAGAGGAUGCAGGAGCAACCACAGUGGAGGUGGUGCAUGUGCCUGACCACUUCAGCUUCCCAGAGGCAUGGAAAGUGGUGCACAAGUUCCUGCAGGGACCGGCAGUCAGUCUCUACAACGAUGCAGUCUUCUCGGAGGAGGACUGGCAUGGCAUUCGGAAAUUGAGUGAGAGCAUCAAGAAGGACAAUCCAUUACAAGUGGGACAGUUUGGCCUUGGAUUUAAGUCUGUCUUCCACUUAACAGACUACUUGAUGAUCAUCAGUGGGCAGCUGGUGCUGUUCAUGGACCCCAGCGAACCGGAGGAGAGGAUGUGUCGCUGCCUCCCCCUGCAGCAGCUGAGUGAGGUGUUCCCAACUGCAUCUGUGCAGCACGCCUUUGGUCACCACCUGACGCCACAGCAGCAGGCCGCGGGCAGCUUCCCGGGCACGCUGUUCUGGUUUCCUCUGCGGCAGACUCCCUCAAAGAUAUCGGACACCGUAUACACCGCGGAGCACGUGAAGUGGCUGUUUGACUCGUUUGCAGUGGAGGCAGGUGUGUGCCUCACCUUCCUCAAGUCCCUGGAGAAGAUAACCAUUGGGCAGUUGAAGAGCCAGAAGGUGAUAGUCAGCCACUGCAUGGAGGUAACCAGCUCCAACAUGACCAGGAUGAGGAACAUGAGGCAGGCAUUCAGACAGAAUUUGCAGCAGUGCAAGGGCUCCCCAUCCCAGGCUCUCUCCUGCUCCUAUGACGCCACGCUUCACACCAGCAACCACAGAGACAACAGACGCCAGCAGGACAUGAGAAUCCUGCACUUCUUACCAGGAAAGAAGGACACUGAGUGGAUUAAGUGGGGUGGAAAAGACACCAGUAAACAUAUUCCUCUGGUGGGGGUUGCAGUACCCACCUCCACACCGGCAGAAGCCACAGGUCACAUCUUCAGCUUCCUGCCUCUGCCACCAGACUCGACCAACCAGACUGGCCUUCCAGUCCAGGUCAAUGGGGCCUUUAUCCUCAACCAGAAUCGAAGACAGGUCAAGUGGAGGACCAGUGAGAGCAGCAAGGAGGCAGAUGUUAUGUGGAAUGAGGAGCUGGUGGUGAAGGUGGUGGCCAAGGCAUACACAGUGCUCCUGGAACAGCUACUGAAGGAGGCCACGACUGGCAGCAUUGAUGCCACGACUUGGUACACCUUCCUGCCAGACCUUAGCGCAGUGGCAGGCAGGUGGCUCAAGAUGGGAAAGAAAGUGUGGCUGGAUCUUCUUACUCAAGACAUCAUUUCUUCAGAGGUGAAUGGGUUCCUUGCGGUGGAGGAUGUCCUCUCCUCCAACGACCUUGAUGCCCUCAAUCCCCCGGAGGUCGCCAACACGGUGAAGAAAGUGCUGUGCUCCCAGUCACUCCCCCUUGCAACACUACCACAUCAUGUUCUUCAGUCCUUGUGUCUUCUGGAUCAGGAACCAAGCCCAGUCACACCCAGACACCUCCGCAGCACGCUCAAAAAAUGCAGCACACUGAAGAAGUGGAAUCGCGAACACCUCCUCUUUUACAGCGCCAAAGAUGGGGAUUAUGGCAAUCUCCUUGGCCUCCCCCUUCUGCCCCUUCAGGAUAAGACGUGGGAGAGAUUCAGGUUUGGGGGCGAGGCAGUGUACCUGUGUUCCCGCAAGGAGGCAGAGGCACUACAGGGGCUGGAGGGGCAGGUGGUGAAUAAUAAUGUGGCUCCUUCAGUCCUGAAAAUCUUGCAGGCAGUGGCAGAUUCUGGGGCGACUCAAGUGUGCCAUUUUCAAGCCAAGCAGCACGGGCCCAAGCUGCUGCAGAAGAGUGUCGCCAGCAUGCAGAAACCGCCAGCCGACUUCCCAGGAUGUUGAGCAGUGGCUGGCUGAAGUGUGGAAGGUCCUACAGCAUGUCAGGCUGCCAAGUGUAGAGGCAUAUCCCACUCCUGCCCACCUCCCAGCCCCCUCAGGUACUGGACCUUACCUCCCUGGCCUCCCCCUUGGUGCAACAGGGAAGUGGCAAGCUGUCCAGGCCCCAGGUGGAAGUGCUCAGCCUCCUCGGGGUGGUGGUGGUGCCUGCCCUGCCAUC